This is a messenger RNA of Chelmon rostratus (copperband butterflyfish), 3170 nucleotides long. Its product is annotated as bile acid-CoA:amino acid N-acyltransferase-like. Gene Ontology annotation, biological process: fatty acid metabolic process; acyl-CoA metabolic process. The transcript has 12 exons. The record is from RefSeq and is a predicted model, not a curated record. Lineage: Eukaryota; Metazoa; Chordata; Actinopteri; Chaetodontiformes; Chaetodontidae. The coding region runs from base 57 to 1457 and encodes 466 amino acids. Gene Ontology annotation, molecular function: fatty acyl-CoA hydrolase activity.
UUAACUUCCGCGUUGUGUUGGACCGUUUACCACGCAGGGUAAAAAGAAACACCAUAAUGGUCAGAGCAAAUAUGAGUUUGACAGCAAUACGGCAGCUCGUGGGAAUGAAGACAAUACAGUGUGCCAGUGUACGCAGGAGUGUGGCAUGUUUGCAUCAUGUUGUGGGUGGAGUUCGGUGGAAGAGCAGCUACAAACAAGCACCUCUAUUGACAGCUGCUCCUGUUCGAGGCCUCAUAGAUGAACAGAUCAGCAUUAAAGGGAGUUUCCUGCGCCCACACUGUCCUGUCACAGUGUGUGCACAAAUGAACUGUGAGGAUGGUGACCCGUGGGAGGCAUUCGCCCACUAUAAUACAAAUGCAGACGGCACCAUCGACUUGGCCAGGGAUCAUUCAGUCGGGGGUUCGUAUUUGGGCUGUGAGCCAAUGGGACUGUUCUGGGGACUGCAGCCGGCCCCUGGUGCAAGAGAAGGCUUGAGGCUGAGGAAAAAAAACGUAGAGACGCCAUUCGUCGUGGUCAUGUCCUUACUGGAGGGCCACGUUUCACCCAGUGAGGGACAGAGCACCGAGCUGGCUGCUGUAGCUACUGAGCGCUGGUACAUGGCGCCAGGCGUCCGGAGAAUAGAGAUUCGGCAGAAUGGAUUGGUAGGGACGUUGUUUUUACCAACCGGCCCAGGCCCCUUUCCUGCCAUGUUGGACCUGUGGGGAAUGGGUGGAGGACUGGUAGAGUACCGCUCCGCCCUGUUUGCAUCCAGAGGCUAUGCUAGCCUGUCCCUUGCCUACAUAGGGCACAAAGAAUUGCCUGGUCCACAGAACCGCUUGAACGUUGACGAUUCAUAUUUCAAUUCUGCAUUCCACCUUCUUCAAAAUCAUGAUCAAGUCUGCGGCGACAGAGUUGGCAUCAUCGGUCUCUCUUUUGGAGUCUUCCUGACACUUCGAAUUGCCACUCAGACUAGUCUCAAACCAUCCUGUUUGAUCUGUAUCAAUGGUCCCAUAGGAAGUACCAUCAGUCCCCGAAAAACAGGUGACACAACUGGACUGUUUGGAAGUGGCGAUAAAUACUGGACGUACGACGAUCAAGGCCACGUCAGUUUCCGAGACAUGUCUUUGCCUGCUAACCUUUCCCCUGAGACCAAAGUGAAGCUGGAGCACCUCUCCUGUCCGUUAAUGUACAUAUUGGGUGAAGAUGACCUGAGCUCUUCAAGCAUAGAGACCGCAGAUGUGAUCGAGGAGACACUGAGGGCUGCAGGCAAAUCCCAGCUGCUCACCCGUUUGUCAUACCCUGGUGCCGGUCACCUGAUUGAACCGCCUUACACACCAAAUGCAAGAGCGUCCCUGUGGACCGUCAAACCAAAGAAACAGAUCACUCUGUGGGGAGGUCACCUCGCACCCCACGCUGCUGCCCAGGAACAUGCCUGGAAGAAGAUCCUGGAUUUUAUGGAAAGUAAUCUGAGACGGUGAAUCGAAAUCUUGAAAUAGAAAAUGUAUCAUUAUUUAUCUGCCAGAGUUUUACAUGCAGGGAACGGAGGACGGUAAAUGUGGUGUUUUUAGAUGAUGGGAUCUUGUAGAACGGGUGUAUAACAAGAACUCCUGAGUUCACUCAUUCACAUGCGUGCAGAUUGUCCACAAGGGGAAGCUGUUUGGUCACCUGCCAACCAACACCUCUAGAGGGGGAAUCGUCUUAGCUGCAGUUUAGACCCAAGGAUGUUGUGUUGCCAGGUGCUCCUGCACAUAUGACAGAUGGCCAUCGCCGCAAUCUUGCCAAAAGGUGGCGCAGUUCAGACUGGAAGUGAUUCAGAAGUGCAGGUCUGAAGCUGCGGCUCUGAAGUUGGAUUGUAUUGGCUGAGUCCUGUUUCACUGUGUCCUUGUUGUAGGAAAUAGAAAUAGAAAAAACUUUCUUAUCUGUCACAAACUAACAAAAAUGUUCUUUUGACAGGGCUCAGUUAUAAAUAAAUGCACAUUUACAACACACUUACGGAGAGAAUGAAAGACUUUUUGUCUAUGUUUUUCCUGGCUAAUGGGACGUUGUAGCGGAGACCUGAUGGGUUUAACUGGAAGGCUUGAGGAGGGGGAGAGAGGGGUCCUGCUUGAUCUUCUGGCUUUCCUGCUUACUUACCCGGUGUACAGUUCAGAUAGGGGAGUUUGAGGUGAACCAAUUAUUUUGUUGGCCUGAUUGAUCAUGCAGGAGUUUUGCUUUGUGUUUAGAUGAAAAAUUAGUGAAAUGCAUGGUUCUUCAUGUAUUUUCAUAAUUUAAACAUUUUAUUUCAUGCAGCAAACUUUAGAAUACAAAACAAAAGAUGUAACAAAGAUCCAGGUUGGUCAGAAUCUUCUCAGACAACUUGUUCAUGUACACAAAUCACUCCAUCCGCCUAAAAAAAUUCAGACCCUCUGUGACACCUCUGUGAUGCUCAUAGUUUUAAUGAGUAAUGCAGACACAUGCUAACUAAUUAUUAUGGUAGUUUGGGGAGAAGAGUUCUUGGCACGCUGAGGUGACCAUGGCGAUGAGGGCGAUGAACUCUUUGAAAUCGAUCUCCAGGUCUCCGUUCUGGUCAAGGUCCGCAAAGAGCUCAUCCAGAGUUUCGUUCUCUUGGAUUUUCUGGUCAGCAGGAAAAGCGAAUGACAGUGAAACAAGUGCAACAACGGACAAUAAAUCAUAAACAUCAUCAUCAAUCAAUCAUCAGCAUAUCCAAGUAUCUAAUGCAUAAUAACGCACAUUUUAACUCUGGCACACGCGAAUGAAUAAAAAUGACACCUGCAUCUUAAAAGCCCUUUCAAUUUAAGCUUUUUUUAAAGUUAUUUUAGGCAUUAUGCUGUAAAGUGCUGCCAUACACAUGCCAAUAUUAAUACUUUAAGUUCCAUAACUUACCAUUAUGAAAUUACUCAUCUCAUUGUCGAUGAGCGCUUUAAGCUCUGCUUUCUUCAGCUUGCACUUGUGACCGGAGUAUUCGUGGAAAACUCGGAUAAUUGUGACCAUGCCACUCUCUAGGUCGGACAUAUUCUCCUCUGAAGCCUGCAUCAAAAAACUAAAAUCAAUUCCAACUUCAUACUCAUAUGAGGGCGUUGUGAUGGUUUUCUGUAUGUUGUUGUACAAUGAAUACAUUGUAACAUGAUGCAUGCACUUAAUUUGUUAUUAUAAUCUAUGAUUUCAAAUGUAUACAAAUAAACUCUUUUUUU